CACAACAAACAAAGAAACACAGAGCUAGAGAAAGCAUUUUGUUAAAAGACUUAAUUUGAGACCAAAAAAAUGGCUGAUACUAAUGAGGAAAUGGGAGCCCCCUCCGUGGUAAAAGCUUCGUACUGGUACCCAGAUGGAGAGGACAAGGAUCCCGCAACCUCGGCCCAAACGAUUCCCUCAGCUCUCUUCACUCACCUUUUCUGCGCCUUCGCCGAUCUCGACGCUGACACCAACAAAGCUUUCAUCUCCGAAGUGCACGCACAGAGAUUUGCCACCUUCACUGAAACUGUCAAGAUACGAAACGACCAGGUGAAGACCCUCUUGUCGAUCGGCGGAAGACUUGGAAACAAUUCUGCGUUUGCGUCCAUGGCAAGUAAACAGCAGUCACGGAAAAAGUUCAUUGAUUCUUGGAUUUCGAUCGCUAGAUCAAACGGAUUCAAUGGUCUCGAUUUAGCCUGGGAGUACCCGAACAAUGAGACUGAGAUGACCGACUUUGGGGCCCUAGUUGGAGAAUUGCGAUAUGCGGUUGACGCCGAGCACAGACGCACCAGCAAACCGACUUUGCUGUUGACGGCUGCCGUUUACUACUCCUCGGUUUACAAGACUUUUACCUACCCGGUUAAAGUGAUGAAAGAUAACUUGGAUUGGGUUAAUAUUAUAGCCUAUGAACUUUACACACCGCUGUCGUACCCCCACUUUACCGCUCCACCCGCCGGUCUGCACGCUUUUUCUUUGGACGAAGAUCGAAGCGGCGACUCUGGUUUUAGAAAGUGGGUUGAGGACGGACUUCCCAAGAAUAAAGCAGUCUUUGGAUUUCCAUACGUUGGCUAUGCCUGGACUCUCCAAAACGAUAUGGAUAACGGCUAUCAUGCCGCCGCCUCCGGAGUAGCCAAACAUGAGGACGUAUCUGAGGAUGGUUCUAUAAACUAUGAUAAGAUACAGAAGUUCAUAACUGAUGAGAAAGCAGCACAUAAGUAUGACUCCCCAGUUGUCGGGAAUCAUUGUUUCGCCAACAAGAUUUGGAUUGCGUACGACGAUACUGAGAGUGUGACGGCCAAAGUGACAUACGCUAAGCAGAACGUUCUGCUUGGUUACUUUGCCUGGAACGUUGGAGCUGACGUUAACACUGUUCUAUCCACCGCAGCAUGGAAAGCAUGGUCUGGUUAAUUGACAACCAUAUCGGAUCGGAGGAGUUCCCACAACGAUAAGUGAAUGAAGAAAUAAAUAAAUAAAAGACGAGUGAAGAAUAAAACAUGUUUGCUUUAUGUUAUUGUAAGAUAAAAUAAAAUAAAACUUGUCUGUCUGCUUGUAUGUUGUUUUCUGUAACUAAAAAUAAUA
Messenger RNA from Camelina sativa (false flax), 1338 nucleotides. Its product is annotated as class V chitinase-like. The record is from RefSeq and is a predicted model, not a curated record. Gene Ontology annotation, molecular function: chitin binding; chitinase activity. NCBI's taxonomy places the organism in Eukaryota, Viridiplantae, Streptophyta, Magnoliopsida, Brassicales, Brassicaceae. Gene Ontology annotation, biological process: carbohydrate metabolic process; chitin catabolic process. Gene Ontology annotation, cellular component: extracellular region.